Messenger RNA from Drosophila willistoni, 3358 nucleotides. It is a transcript of the gene Pex1, whose product is annotated as peroxisome biogenesis factor 1. Lineage: Eukaryota; Metazoa; Arthropoda; Insecta; Diptera; Drosophilidae. The record is from RefSeq and is a predicted model, not a curated record. Gene Ontology annotation, biological process: protein import into peroxisome matrix. The transcript is spliced from 9 exons. Bases 119 to 3169 code for a protein of 1016 amino acids. Gene Ontology annotation, molecular function: ATP binding; ATP hydrolysis activity. Gene Ontology annotation, cellular component: peroxisome; peroxisomal membrane; cytosol.
UGUUGCCAGAAUCAGCGCAAAAUCCAAGUUUCCAAAUAUAAAUUUCAGUUUAAAAAUGAUUUAAAAAGCGAAAGCAAGCGAAUCGAUUGCAUGUAAACGGUUCACGCCCUCAGCAAGAAUGUUCAAGCGUACAUUUAAAGUAGUUUAUCGGCCAAUUAAGAAUAAUUUUUUGUUACUGCCGGACCAAUACUACGGAGUUGUGUCAACCUAUGACACGGGCUGCCUUAGUUUGCAGUAUAAUGGACGCGUCCAUUAUGCCUCUUGGGCGCCGCAUGCGGGUGGCGGCGGUGUCAAAGACACCGAAAUUGGGAUCAAUGCCAGGGCAGCCAAGGAGAUUGGUCUGCAUGAAAAUGAUUUGGUCAAAUGUUCGCUCAUCGCUGACGUUCUCAAUCUGCGCAGCGUCCAUGUUACACCCGUUUCGGCCAAAGAUUGGGAGAUCAUUGAGUUGAGCAGCGAGAAAAUCUCGAGUAGCAUGCUGGAGCAAACUCGUAUUGUGAAUUCCACACAGAUUCUAAUCAUAUGGAUUAACAAGUCCAUGCAGGUGGCAUUGACAGUGGAUCGUUUGAAGCCACACAUAAGCUAUGGAAGAGUUGAUCAUAAUACGGAAUUGGUUGUGGCGCCAAAUCUUUAUAAAGGUCUCACCAAUGGCAGCAAUUCGAAUGGCAUUAAUGGAGAAUCCACGGAUAAGGAUAUAUCAUCGAAAUUGGCACGCAGUAAGACAAGUGUCCAGAUUAAAGAUGAAGUGGAUGGCAACAAGAUCACAAGACCUGCUCCGCUUACACACUCAUCGACAGUGAGCAAUGUGAAGAAUACAAUGCAACGUAACAAACGGCAGGAUCAUAUGGAACGUUUGAAGAAGGAUUUACGACGUGAGAGUUCGCAUAGCUAUGAGUUUCGUGUAGUGCGUGGCCUGUGGAUGGAACAGGCUCAGGAAUCUGAUGUCUAUGUGAAUAGCAAGCAUUUGCCAGAUUUUAUGGACCUGGAUCUAUUCUAUAGCAUGAAAACGGCCAGCGAUAAGGAGUACUAUGUAAGGGUACAUUCAAUUAGUAAAGAACUGGAAGAGGAUUUACCAGCCACAUUGCAUCCAUCCAUUGAGUUAAAUGCCAAUCUAAUGAAAUUGCUGGGCAUUAAGGAGCUGGAGCGGAUUGUGCUGCGACCAAAGACCAUUGUGGUGAAUUUCGUUGAAAAGAUUGAACUGUUUGCGCAUAAAAAAACUCACUAUAAAAUUAUUGAGAAUGCAUUUAAGCGAUUUGUCAUCGAGAGAACACAAAAGCGGCCCAUGUUGUUUAAUCAGGAGGAGGUAGUCCGGCUGGAGGAUGAUCUUCUGGUGACUGUGGGCAUUCUACCCGAGCAUUUUCGUUAUUGUGUGGUCGAUGCGCAAUUCUUGAAGGAAUCGAAAAUCUAUGCUGCCGAUUUAGUCCGUCCCGUCAAUGAGAUAAUCAAAGAGCAACCCCAAUUGACAUCUCCCCUUAGUGUUAAGGAUCUCAUACGUCUGCCCGAAUAUGAUAGAAUUGUGGAUCAUGUGGUGAAAGAGUUACGCAUGAAUCUGUGCCUUAAUGCCGAUAAUUCUGUGAUGCGUCAGUGUAAUAUACUCCUUACCGGAGCGGCGGGCACUGGUAAAACUGUUCUCGUGGAACGUAUACUAGAUCAAUUGUGCCGCAAACCGGAUUACUGCUAUUUCGAUAUAUUCUAUGGAUCAAGGAGCAAGGGACGCAAAACUGAAUCCAUACAAAAGGAUUUGCGUAACAUAUUCACAAGCUGCCUGCAACAUGCCCCGGCAAUUGUUGUAAUUGAAAAUCUCGAUGUACUCGCCCAUGCGGCAGGUGAACAAUCUAGCCAGGAUGGUGAAUAUUAUAAUCGUAUGGCCGAUACAGUGCAUCAAUUAAUUAUGCAGUAUACAACAAAUAAUGCCAUUGCCGUGAUUGCCACCGUUAAUGAGCUGCAAUCGUUGAACAAACGUCUCAGUUCGCCCAGAGGACGACAUGUCUUUCAAACUGUUGCCCGUCUGCCCAAUUUGGAACGUGCCGAUCGUGAGAUAAUCCUCAAAGAACUCUGUAGUCACAUUAAUGGCCGCCAAUUGGAUUUGGUGAAGUUUUCAAAUUUAACCGAAGGUUAUCGUAAAUGUGAUCUAGUGCAAUUUAUUGAGCGAGCUAUCUUUUAUGCCUACAGGAUAAGUAAAAGUCAUCCUCUGCUUACCAAUGAUCAGCUCAUUGAAUCCUUGGAGCAUACCAAUUCCUAUUGCCUACAGGGUAUACAAAGUAAUCAAAAGACUGGCUCUGAGCAGGAGACAAAUGAAAUGCGUGUGGAGGAGUUGCCUGGCUUGGAAUUAGUCGUGGGUGUACUCGAAGAGGUUCUCAUGUGGCCCUCAAGGUACCCUACCAUAUUUAAUGCCUCACCGUUGCGCAAUCAAGCCGGCGUCUUACUCUAUGGCCCACCUGGUACUGGUAAAACGUAUUUGGUCUCACAAUUGGCUACCUCAUGGAAUCUGCGUAUAAUUUCUGUCAAGGGACCCGAACUAUUGGCCAAAUACAUUGGCCAAAGUGAGGAGAAUGUGAGAAAUUUAUUUAAUCGUGCCCGCAGUGCCAAGCCCUGUGUACUCUUCUUCGAUGAAUUCGAUAGUUUGGCCCCAAAACGUGGUCAUGAUUCGACCGGGGUGACAGAUCGUGUAGUCAAUCAAUUGCUCACCGAACUAGAUGGUGUCGAAGGGCUGCAAGGUGUUACGGUUAUAGCGGCCACCUCAAGACCCGAGCUACUGGAUCCAGCCUUGUUGCGUUCAGGACGUAUUGAUCGUUUGGUUGAAUGUCCAUUACCCGAUGCACAGGCUCGGGUUCGAAUCUUUGAGGCAUUGAGCUCAACAUUAAAUCUAGAUGAAUGUGUGGACUUUGAUUGGUUUAGUGGACGUACACAAAAUUAUACGGGAGCUGAUAUACAAAGUGUUCUGACCUCGGCAAAUAUGGCGGCAGUUAAGGAGGCGUUAGCACAAUUUGGACAUGAGAAACUGCCAAAGAGAAUUUUAGUGAAGCAAAAACAUCUCAUCGAAUCCUUUCAAACGACCCGGCCAUCGCUAAGUGCCUCCGAUGUGGCCAAAUAUCAGAAAACUUAUGCACGCUUCACCAACAAGGAGAAGAGCUCCAGAGACUUUGUGGCCAAACGGGCCACAUUGGCAUGAAGACAAAAUCUGUCUAAACUAGAAUUAUGUAGCUAGUAUCUUUUAAAUAAUUAAUAUCUUAAAAAAAAAAAACAAAUUGGUUAUUGGAGCAAGACAACGAAAAAUGUGAUGUGUCCAGGGUUUUUUUUUCUCUUUUGUUUCUCUUUUUUUACAUUUUGUUGGAGAUAAUAAAUGCGAAUUUAUUAAGGA